Messenger RNA from Triticum urartu, 2055 nucleotides. Lineage: Eukaryota; Viridiplantae; Streptophyta; Magnoliopsida; Poales; Poaceae. The record is from RefSeq and is a predicted model, not a curated record.
CCCCCAACCUCUCGCAGAGGCAGAGGCAGAGCAGACCCACCGGCUGCAAGGCUGGACCACCGGCCACGAGGCCACGCGUCAGGGAAACACCCUCUCCCUCUCCGAACGAAAAUGGAGGUGGUCGUCUCGUCGUCCACCUUUGCCGGGCCCGUCCUUAAUGACGCGCGGUAAUCUAUCGCCCGAGCUGAGCUUCUACAGUCACCGGAGGUCCGGGGAGCACUGUGAAGCGUCACAUGGGAUGGGCUUGUACGUACGCUAGCUGCACAUUUAUUACGGCAGUGGGCAGGUCGCCCAUCCCCAUCGCGGCCGCCGUCUCCCCCUUCUCGCCUCCAGCUCCAGCUCCAGCCAGAUAUUUUCGUCCGCUCAGUUCAGUUCACCACUGCCGGUGGCCGCCAGUGCCCGGAUCGCCGAUCGACACAUGGACGCGGCCAUAUCCGCCGCCCACGAAGCGCCGCCCGCUGUCGUCCUCGUCUCCGCCGGCGCCAGCCACUCCGUCGCCCUCCUCGCGGGCAAUGUGCUGUGCACGUGGGGCAGGGGAGAGGACGGGCAGCUCGGCCACGGGGACGCCGAGGACCGGCUCGUGCCGACGGUGAUCACCGGCUUCGAGGCGCCGGGGAUCACGUCCGUCAUCUGCGGGGCGGACCACACCACCGCCUACUCCGAGGACGAGCACCAGGUCUACAGCUGGGGGUGGGGGGAUUUCGGGAGGCUGGGGCAUGGCAACUCCACCGACGUGUUCACGCCCCAGCCGGUCAAGGCGCUGCAGGGGAUAAAGAUCAAGCAGCUAGCCUGUGGGGAUAGCCACUGUCUGGCCGUCACCAUGGCCGGUGAAGUGCUCAGUUGGGGGCGUAACCAAAAUGGCCAGCUUGGCCUUGGAACUACUGAAGAUUCGCUGCUCCCACAAACGAUUCAAGCUUUUGAGGGUAUUUCUGUGAAGAUGAUUGCUGCUGGUGCCGAACAUACUGCUGCAGUAACUGAAGAUGGCGAAAUCUAUGGAUGGGGCUGGGGUCGAUAUGGAAACUUGGGUCUUGGUGAUCGGAAUGACCGAUUAGUUCCUGAAAAAGUAUCUUCAGUGGAGGGAGAGAAGAUGGUGCUUGUUGCAUGCGGAUGGCGCCAUACCAUUACUGUUUCCUCCUCCGGUAGUUUGUACACUUACGGUUGGAGUAAAUAUGGUCAGCUUGGUCAUGGCGACUUUGAAGAUCAUCUAGUUCCACAUAAAGUAGAAGCCUUAAAGGAUAGCUCUACAUCCCAGAUUUCAGGUGGAUGGAGGCACACAAUGGCACUUACAUCAGAUGGAAAACUUUAUGGAUGGGGAUGGAACAAGUUUGGGCAAGUUGGAGCUGGCGACAAUGCUGAUCACUGUUCCCCAGCACAGGUUAAUUUUCCAGAGGAACAGAAAGUUGCCCAAGUUGCUUGUGGAUGGAGGCACACUCUUGCUUUCACAGAAAAGAAAAAUGUGUUUGCAUGGGGAAGGGGUACCAGUGGACAACUCGGUCAUGGGGAAAUAGUUGACAGGAACACACCUGUGAUUAUUGAUGCCCUAAGCCCGGAUGGUCCUGGCUCCAAGAAGCUGGAAUCUUCAGCAGCUAUUCCCUUUGCUGCUAAAAUUUGGGUGUCACCCUCUGAAAGAUAUGCUCUUGUUCCUGAUGAGAAGGUUGCCAAAUCAGGCGAUGUCAGCGCACGUGGCAAUGGUGCGGAUGCGAGUGUGCCCGAGAACGAUGUAAAGAGAAUGCGCGUGUCAUCCUAGUUCGAUGACCUAUCAUCUAUGCACCUCAUUAACCCUAGCACUACUAUCAAAAAAACCUUGCGCAUUGUUCACCAGUUUCCACCUAGUGGUGUCCAGUUAAUGUGCAUUCCGUUCUGCCAAAGUACUUUCCAGAAGAGGAGCCUCCUUCUCCUGGCGUUGAGAUGAUGUAUCAGCACCUAUGGUGUAUAAUUCACCUCUUAGAGGUGGCUAGUAGAAUCAACCUGGACCUGUGUUUGGAAUGUUUCAGUAGCUGCAUCCGACACUUUGUUUGGACGGUACAAUCAAUAAGCUAUACGUUCUUAUCCCUA